Stegastes partitus (bicolor damselfish) is the source of this 3104-nucleotide messenger RNA. RefSeq names its product NBR1 autophagy cargo receptor b (gene nbr1b). NCBI's taxonomy places the organism in Eukaryota, Metazoa, Chordata, Actinopteri, Pomacentridae. Gene Ontology annotation, molecular function: ubiquitin binding. Gene Ontology annotation, biological process: macroautophagy. The transcript has 21 exons. Bases 1 to 2598 code for a protein of 865 amino acids. The record is from RefSeq and is a predicted model, not a curated record. Gene Ontology annotation, cellular component: phagophore assembly site.
AUGGACUUCUACAUAAAUCUGAAGGUGAAUUUCAGGGGAAAUUCAAAGAAUUUUCUCCUGUCAGGAUCCGAAAUCAAGAACUGGGAGUCGAUGGAGGCGAUGGUGAAGCGUUCCUUUGGCCUAUGCAGCCUCCAGCUGACCUAUUUUGACGAGGAGAAUGAAGAGGUGUCCAUUAACAGUCAAGUGGAGUAUGAGGAGGCACUGAAGAGUGCAGCCAGACAGGGGAACAGACUGCACAUGAAUGUGUAUGAGAUUCGAGGACAGUCAACAAGGGUCCCCACAACCAAGGCCAGCGGAACAGAACCCAAAAGGGGCUUCAGACCACCACAGCAUUGCCCCACCCUGGCUCAGGUGGUCAGCCGCAAAGUUCAAGCUGUGGUGCCAGAACAGGCCAUGGUAAUUAUGAAGGAAGUAAAAGGGACCAAGGAAGAAGACAAGACUCCUCCAGCCUGGUUCACAUCUUACAUGGAAAAGUUUAAGGACCAGGUGGUUCGCGAAGCAGUGGAGAAGAUCUGUCGGGAGUUCUCUGGGCAGUGCUGCAUCCACAAGCCUUUGGGAGGAGGAGGAGGAGGAGGAGGGGGAGGAGGAGGAGCAGGUGGAGCAGGGAGAGGUAAAGGGGAAGUAGUAGGAGGAACGGAACCUCAGCAGGUCCCUGAGGUGUCCUCCACACUGCCUGGAUCUCCAUCCUCCUCCACUCCUCCCUGCUCCUCCUGUAGGGGCCAGACCACUGGAGGAGGCUACCAAUGCAGUGUGUGUACCUCCUGUACUCUUUGCGAGCCCUGUAGCUUCUCCCAUGAUCCCAGUCACAACCUAGUAAGAGCCAGGACUCCUCUGUCCAUCCCAGAGCAUGGAUCACCUGCCCCAGACCACAGCAGGUUCUAUAGGCGUGGAGACCGCAGUUUCCGGAAGGCAGAGAAGCAACGGCUUAAAGCAGAGAAGCGCUUGCUGAAGGCAGAGGUCAAAGAGAUUCGGAAACAGCUGAGGAUGGAAAGGCGGGGCAUACAAUGGAGCUCCUCCUACAGAGAUGGGAGCUCUUCCCCCAUUCUUCUGCAGCCUCGAGCCACCCAGCACAACAGCCCAGAGCGCCCAAAGCGCCCCUGUCCCCUGGUGGUUCCAGCCAUGAUGGCCACAUUUCUGGAUGAGAAUCUUCCUGAUGGAACGCGACUGCGUCCUGCGACCAAGUUUAUCAAGUACUGGAAAAUGAGGAACACAGGAACUAUCAGUUGGGGUGCUGAUACUAAGCUGAAGUUCAUGUGGGGAAACCUGGCAGUGGGAUCUGGGGACCGUUGGAGAGAAGUGUCUGUUCCCUUCCUCCAACCAGGACAGAUCGGUAUAGUAAGUGUAGCACUGUGUGCUCCUGUUGUGGAGGGCUCCUAUACCUCUCACUGGCGUCUGGCGCAUGCUGGAGAGCAGUUUGGACCGAGAGUGUGGUGCAGCAUCAUGGUCGACCCUCUGGCCCCGGCACCCAUGAUGGCUGAUGGGAUACUUGUGUCGCCCUGUGUCACACCACAGGGCAAGAACCCAGUUGUGAAAGAUGGAAAAGCCUGUACUACUUCUAGGGAGCCACCUUUAAUGUCAGUGGACCAAGAAGAAUACUACAUCCCCUCAGUAGACCUGCUUACUGCGCAGGAUCUUCUGUCUUUCGAGCUGUUAGACAUCAACAUCGUCCAAGAGUUGGAGAGUGUCCCAAACAACACUCCUACUGGUAAGAAAGAGUCCCAUCUGGAGAGCAUCUGUUUGGAGGACAGGGUGAAGGCAAGAGAAAAAGAGCCAGACAAGGAGAAGGAGAAAGAGGGAGAGGAGAAGGGAGAAGGGACAAGGAGUCGGUCCUCCUCCACCUCUUCGGAGGAUUACAUCAUCAUCCUCCCCGAUUGCUUUGACACCAGUCGACCACUUGGGGAAUCCAUGUACAGCUCUGCUCUGUCCCAGCCUGGCGACAUACCAGUCAAGACCCCCACUGACCCAGAUACAACAUCUUCUGACCAACCAAGGAGAACCACGGUAGAUGGGGAGCUGUAUAAGGCGGGUGAAACUGCAAUAGUGGCAGGGACAGAAUUGUCAGGAAACAGCAGCGCCAAUGACAUGCUUUGUACAUCUCAGACACUGGAUGAUGAGCCACUGACUCCUGAAGUGGUCGUGCCAUCUAAAGCCAUCAUUACAUCAAGUCCAGAGAGCAGCGGAACAACAGAUGUGAAUGCUGUCGAUCCUGGGGAAGGAGCAAAGGCAUCUGUGCUGUACCAAACUGAGAACGCCGCAGGUCCUGAAAAAAUGCAGACAGGGGUUACUGAACCUACUGCGAACACAGAGGAGGAAAACUCUGAGGACCCCAGGCACCCAGGCAUCACCAGUGGCCUGGUUAAAGGAGCUCUGUCAGUAGCAGCCUCAGCCUACAAAGCCUUGUUCACUGGACAAGGCCCCACACAGCCUCCAGUGGAUGCAUCCACCCAGGACACCAUGAUGGCCGUGCUGGUUGAGAUGGGAUUUGGGGACCGACCACUUAACCAGCAGUUGCUGAAGAAACACAACUACAAUCUGCUGGAUGUGGUCAACGAGCUUGUUCAGAUGACCGACAAUGACUGGUACUCCACACGCUACUGACUAGAGACAGAAAGAAGGGGAAGAAGAAGAAAACAGAUAGAGAAGGAGAUGAAACACAAUAGAUUAUGGAUUUUUUUUAAAAAAGAGAAUGGAAGCGAUAAAUCCAUUUUUGCUCAUCUACCUUUCCAUAUUUCCUUUCUAAUACUGUUCACCUCUUCUCCAUUUGGAUGGAGGGUACUUUCCUUCAUGACCAUAACGUGAACAUUCCAGCAAACUUUCUGGGAUCCUGUACUAGGCCAUCAAACACCACUGUUUUAAUUUCAACAUAGGCCUUUAUAGCGGCACAUUUCUUUGCAUGCCAAUCUAAAAAAGAUAAAGAAAAAAGCAAUCUAUGUCUCAAAUGAGCUAUGUGUAGUAGUUCAAAGGUUAAGACCACAUUGUUUUAAUGUGAUGAACAGUGAAAGUAUAAAAGCUGAUUAAAUGGUAAAUGGGCUGCACUCAUAUAGCGCCUUUCUACCUUAGCGGCACUCAAAGCGCUUUACAAUGUUUUCUCAUUCACCCAUUCA